Stylophora pistillata is the source of this 2640-nucleotide messenger RNA. Its product is annotated as FACT complex subunit SSRP1. Gene Ontology annotation, cellular component: nucleus; FACT complex. The record is from RefSeq and is a predicted model, not a curated record. Gene Ontology annotation, molecular function: histone binding; nucleosome binding; DNA binding. Lineage: Eukaryota; Metazoa; Cnidaria; Anthozoa; Scleractinia; Pocilloporidae. Gene Ontology annotation, biological process: regulation of chromatin organization.
AACGCGCGGGAACAGAGGCAGUAAAAACUACAGCCUGGCUAUAAGAAUAAAAAAUGGCCACCGAUGGUUUGGAGUUCAAUGAUAUUUACCUUCUUGUAAGAGGAGCACUGAAUGACGGGAGGUUAAAGUUACACAAAGGUGGAGUGAUAUUCAAAGCAAACAAAACAGGGAAAAUAGACCAAGCCUCAGUGGCUGAUAUCGAAUCAACUAGUUGGUUGAGAGUCGCUCGUGGUUUCGAACUGAAUGUCACUUUAACAAAUGAAGUGCAGUUCAAGUUUGAAGGUUUCAAAGAGGCAGAUUAUGACCAACUAGCAUCAUUCAUUAAGGAAAAUUUUGAAAAGGAUCUGGAAGAAAUUGAAUUAUCUGUCAAGGGCUGGAACUGGGGCACUGCUAAAUUCCAAGGUUCAUCUCUCUGUUUUGAAGUUGAUGAAAAGCCAGCAUUUAUAGUUCCUCUCAAGGAUGUGUCUCAAGCAACAACAGGCAAAAAUGAAGUGGCACUUGAGUUUCAUCAAAAUGAUGAUGCACAGAUCUGCUUGAUGGAGAUGAGGUUUUACAUCCCAACACCUGCAGAUAAUCCAACAGAAGACCCAGUCAAGAAUUUCCAUCAAAAAGUUCUUGAAAAAGCAGACAUAAUUCAAGCAACAGGAGAUGCCAUUGUUACAAUACCUGAUGUUGCCUGUUUGACCCCAAGGGGCCGAUACACAAUGAAAGUGUUCCCUUCAUUUCUUCAACUUCACGGCAAAACUUAUGACUACAAGAUUCCCUAUACAUCCGUGUUGCGUCUUUUCCUUUUACCUCACAAAGACCAAAGAUUUAUGUUCUUUGUGGUAAGCAUGGAUCCUCCAAUUAAACAAGGCCAAACAAGAUAUCCAUUCCUGAUCAUACAGUUUGGAAAAGAUGACGACAUUGAUGUGAAACUAAAUUUGUCAGAGGAGGAGUUAAAUGAAAAAUAUGAAGGGAAGAUAACUCAAGAAAUGGAUGGUCCAAUCUAUGAGAUCGUGAGCAGACUGAUGAAGGCAGUUGUCGGUAGAAGAAUAACGGUACCUGGUACAUUUAGAAGUCAUGCGGGAAUGAGCUGUAUCACGUGUUCAUACAGAGCUGGCAGUGGAAUGCUAUACCCUUUAGAAAGAGGGUUUAUAUUUGUGCACAAGCCCCCCGUACACAUUCGCUUUGAUGAGAUCUCCUCAGUGAACUUUGCCCGUGUGGCAGGGGGAGGUGGUUCCAGUCGAUCAUUUGAUUUUGAGGUGGAGACAAAGUCGGGCAGUUAUGUAUUUAGUAGCAUUGAAAAGGAGGAAUAUGGUAGACUAUUCGAUUUUGUCAGUGGCAAGCACCUGAGGAUAAAGAACACAGGAAAGGCGUCAUCGAAGCAGUAUAAAGACGAAUUGAUGCCCGGCUCAGACGAAGAUUCUCACGAUGCAUAUUUGGAGCAGAUGAAGGCAGAGGGGGCUGAGAAAUACGAAGAGUCGGAGUCAAGCGAAGAUGAGUCAGACGAGUCCUUCAAUCCCGGAAGCGGCGGAGAAGAUCAGGAUUUGAAAGAGGAAUUCGAGAGCGACCCGUCUUCUUCAGAAAGUGGAGGAGAAUCUGAAGAAGAAAGCAAGCCGAAGCACAAAGAAAAGGAAAAGAAGAAGAAGUCACCGGAAAAGAAAAGAAAAGCUGAAAAAUCCAAGAGCCCUGCACCGAAAAAGAAGGCCAAGAUUUCAGCGGAUGAACCACCUCAAGGCAAACGGAAAAAGAAAGCGAAGAAGGACGCUGAUGCCCCCAAGCGGCCGAUGUCUGCCUACAUGUUAUGGCUCAAUGAAAUUAGGGAACAAAUUAAGCAGGAAAACCCUGGAAUCUCGGUGACAGAGCUGUCCAAAGUGGCGGGAGAGAAGUGGAAGAAAAUUGAUGAUAAAACAAAAUGGCAGGAAAUGGCCAAAGAAGCGAAGAAGAAAUACGACGAAGCAAUGAAGGUGUACAAAGAGAAGAAAGCUAACGAACCAAAUGAUAGUCCAGAUGAGAAACCGAGUAAGAAGGGUUCCGUAAAGGAGUUCUUUAAUAAGAAAGGAGAUAAAAAGAAAACUGUUUCUCCUCGGAAAGCUGGCGGUGGCGAGUCACAGAAAUUCAAGAGCGCGGAAUUUGUAGAAACUGACGAUAGCUCCUCAGAAGAGGAAGAGAAGAAAAGCAAACCUAAACCCAAACUCAAAGCCAAACCUAAAGCAAAAUCUAAACCGGAAAAAUCCAAGAGCAAAAGCAAAAAGGAAUCGGAGGAAGAAGAGUCUGAGGAAGAAGAAGAUGAAGAAGAAGAAGAAUCUGAAGACGUGGAUAUAAGUGAAGGUUCAGAUUCCGACUGAAAAGAAGAAGUGCCAAGGAGUUAGGAGUUUACAUUUUGUCCCUACACUGCACAGCUUACACCGCAGCUGACCCUGCAGUCAUGAUGUCCAUUUGUAUCUUGAAAGAGCAUGCAAACGAGGCUUUGAAGUCGCUUGUGUGAAUUGCUUCAUUUUCAUGUACAAUAUUUUUAUGGAAAAAUACUUCAAGUUGUAAAACAGCCUGUUUCUGACUGUGAUACCUCAUCUGUAAACCUGGAGAACGGUUAAAUAGAAAAAAGAUGUAAAGUAAUCCAAGUUUCUGUCUGUAAAAAUAAACUGAACGAUCAAACUA